Molecule: messenger RNA, 2014 nt
Organism: Mytilus trossulus (common blue mussel)
Lineage: Eukaryota; Metazoa; Mollusca; Bivalvia; Mytilida; Mytilidae
Product: dolichyl-diphosphooligosaccharide--protein glycosyltransferase subunit 1-like
Exons: 10
Coding region: 121-1926 (601 amino acids)
Cellular component (GO): oligosaccharyltransferase complex; membrane
Source: RefSeq, a predicted model, not a curated record
UAUACAAUACGAAGAAGACGACAAACCGGAAGACAGUACACGUAUUUCCGAGGGCUCUAUGCCGGCUAAAUAGAAUAGAAGACGAGACUUUUAUCAGCUUUCAUCCUUUGUAUCUACAAUAUGAAUCGUCCAUUUUUGUACCUGACUCUGUUAGGCUUUGCCUUAAUUGUUCGGUGCAAUGUCAACAAGGACACCAUCAAUCCAUCCGUCGUGAUUACCAAGGUUGAAAGGAAGAUUGACAUAUCAUCUCAUUUAGUGAAGUCGGCGUCAUCACUGACAGUUGAAAAUACCGGAAAGUCGGGCAUCAAAUCGUUUCUAUAUGCAAUCGAACCAUCCUUGCAAAAAUAUCUGUCAUUUAUUGGAGCUUCGAUUAAAGAUGAUGACAAUAAGCUGACAGUUUCCAAGACUGCUGUUGAUGGUCAUGGUGACAAAGAGUUUUGGAGAAUCAACUUGCCAUCUAGCCUUGCAGCAGGGAAAUCUCUACAAGUAGAUGUUGAUAGUGUUUAUGCUCAUGCUCUGUCACCAUUUCCAACUAAGAUUAAACAGUCUGAGAAACAGUUGGUAGUGUUUACUGGUAACAUAUUCCUGUAUUCACCAUACAAGAUUACCAGUCAGACCACCACAGUUAACUUGGCUUCAUCAUCUAUUGAAUCUUACAGCAAAUCACCAAAACCUGUCUCACAGAGUGAAAAAACUGUAACAUACGGACCUUAUGAAACCAGGGAACCAUUUACAGAGGCUGAAUUGAGAGUUCAUGCAGAGAACAAUAAUCCAUUUUUGACUGUGACACAUUUAGAACGUGUGAUUGAAUUAUCUCACUGGGGAAACAUUGCUGUAGAGGAGAACAUUCAGAUGAGACAUUCUGGAGCAGAUCUCAAUGGACCUUUCUCUAGAUAUGAUUAUCAAAGGACACAAGAUGCAGGAGCAUCUAUUAAAUCAUUCAAGACUGUGUUACCAUCAUCAGCCAAAGAUGUUUACUACAGAGAUGAGAUUGGAAACAUUUCUACCAGUCAUCUGAAGGAACUUGACGAUAUGGUCGAGGUCGAACUCCGUCCAAGAUUUCCCCUGUUUGGAGGAUGGAAAACUCAGUAUCUGUUGGGAUACAAUGUUCCAAGUUAUCAGUAUUUAUAUAAUCAAGGAAACCAGUAUGCUUUAAAGAUGAGAUUUGUUGACCAUAUUUUUGAUGAUGUUGUUAUUGAUGAAAUGACAAUCAAGAUUAUUCUACCUGAAGGUGCAAAGAACACCAAGCUGGUUACCCCCUUCAGUGUAAAGAAAGAUAAGAAUACCCUCCAUUAUACAUACUUAGAUACUGUUGGUAGACCAGUGAUUGUAGCUCGUAAAACUAAUCUGGUUGAUGCUCAUAUUCAAGAUUUUGAGCUGUGGUACACUUUUGACAAGUAUCUACUUAUACAAGAGCCUUUACUGGUGGUCGGAGCCUUCUACUUACUUUUCCUAUGUGUUAUUAUUUAUGUUAGGAUGGACUUCUCUAUUACAAAGGAUGAAGCCAAAGAGAGUAAGAUGAGAGUAGCCAGUAUCCUGGAAGAAGUCCAGAGUCUACAAGACAAGAGAAGUGCUCUCUACCAAAGUUUCGAUGAUGCUGUUAACAAGUUUAAAUCUACAAAGGACGCUACAAACUUCACUAACAGCAGGAAGAAGAUUGAUGGGGAUUACAAACUGCUGACUCAGCAAAUACAAGGUCUACAAUCCCAACUGAAAAAUGAGGGAGCUGAUGCUGCUGAAAAGGUUGGUGAGCUACAACGUCUAGACACCCAACACAAAGAUCUUAUAGCUGUUGCUAUACAAUAUUCUGAGAAACUUGUCAACAACAAAAUGACAAGACAAGCUUAUAUUGAACAAGAGAAAGCUAAUAAUACCAAGCGAGAAGAACUUCUUCAGAAAAUGGAAUCUGUUAGAGCUAGUUUAUAAUUGAAAGACAUCAUAAACACUUAAAGAGUUUUAUUUACAUAUUGAUGUCAUUUUAAAAAGAAGAAAAUAAAAAAAAAGAUUAAAAACA